This is a messenger RNA of Cyclospora cayetanensis, 1524 nucleotides long. RefSeq names its product Holliday junction resolvase MOC1, chloroplastic-like. Gene Ontology annotation, molecular function: cyclin-dependent protein serine/threonine kinase regulator activity. Bases 1 to 1524 code for a protein of 507 amino acids. Lineage: Eukaryota; Apicomplexa; Conoidasida; Eucoccidiorida; Eimeriidae. The record is from RefSeq and is a predicted model, not a curated record. The transcript has 6 exons.
AUGAAGAGGCCUCCUAGAUAUUGCUGCCUGGAAGCAACGCUAGCCUUACAGAGACAGCGCUGCCUGGUGCUGGAGGCGAAACAGGAUAGUGGCUGGGAGGGUUGGGGGAAAGCGUGUCGACAAAGACAUGGUGAGCAGAUGGAACAAAACUCUCGAGGCUCAGGGGGUUCCCUGUGGCUAUUUCCAUUGUGUCUGCUGAAGCCCUCCACUGCCAAAAUAAACCCUCCGUUUAUACAUUAUUACACCCAUCCUCUCCAUGAGAGGACACGCAAAUCUGCACAACGCGAGAAGGGCGCAGCACUAAAUUUAAAGAGUCCCAAUAUUCUCAAACAAAAAGAAGAACCCGGUUGCAAAGCAACAUGGGAGGGUGCCACGGCAAAGGCUGCCUGGAAGCAGAAGACGCAGCACCUCGCCUUGGCUGUCUUGUCAGCAGCGGCAGCAACCCAGCUGCCACUCACAGCAGAGACUCCUGCUGCUCCUGUGCCCCCCCAGGGGUGGCCUGCAGCACUGCAGCAAGCGGCGAACGGACUGCCAUGUGCAGCGACAGCAGCAGCGACAGCAGCUGCUCUUGCGUCUGCCGCUGCAGCACAAGCAGCCCCUGUGUCGCCCAAUGAGUCCCUUUGGCCUCUUUUCAAGACUCGGAUGCGCGCGCAUACAGACGAUUCCUUCGCCCCUCAUUCUUCCCCCAGUCCCUUGCUGCAAAUUGAGAACUGCUUGCUCAAGCAGCAGCUCAGAGACAGAGCUACCAAAUACGUGCUAUCGGCGAUGGCGAAUUGUCUGGAAGAUCGUCAUCUCUACAGAAUCAACUACUCUCCCAAGUACACAGACAACGCCUUCGAAUACAGAGUAGUCUCUCUGCCCCUAGACCAUCCGUUUUUACAGCUACCCCAGCCGAUCCUGCUGAAUUUUGCUGCUGCACCUGCGGCUGCCCACUUUGUCGUUGCGGCUGCCGCUGUGGCAGGGGAGCAGCUGAGCUUCCUGGAGGAGACAUUGAUGCUUCCUUCUUCCACGAGCUCUCCUAGCACACCCCUCUCCCCUGCUGUCGCUGAGAGGUUAUCUUCGGAUACCUCCUUGGUUGCAGCAGCUGCGGAGGCCUGUGCUGCGGCUGUUGCGGCAGACCGUGCAGCAGCAGCCUCAGAGGCAGCAGCAGCAGCAGCUACCGCAAGAGCAGCAGCAACAGGUGCUGCUCUUGAGGGGUCUCUUGCGGCUGUUGAGUCCGAAAGGGUAGCCGCAGCAGUGAGAGAAGCGGCAGCAGCUGCAGCAGCAGCGCAAGCAGAAGCAGCAGUAGAAGAAGCACCCGUUGCUGCUGCUGCCGUGGGAAUGCUUUUUGAGCGCUCCCUCCAGCUUCCUGAGGCGGCCUGGCGAAGUCUGGGGGUGAGUUUGUCAAAGGCUGGGCGCAUAUUGGCACCAGCAUGCACGAAGCGAAUACAUUUCUAUUUGCAAGGUAUCAACACAGCACCCGCGGCAGCAGCAGUAGCUAGAGCAAGAAAGAGAGUUUUUGCCCCUGGUGCAGAAACGUGUUGA